AUGGCGGCGCUGGCUUCAUUUACUAGAAAUAGUCGGAAUUAUGGACAACAACCGAUUGAUGUCACUUCACAGGUAGGGAAUUUUGAGAAAUGGAAAGUUGAAAUCUGAAAAUGAAUUUUGAAAAUCUGAAAAUAUUUAUAAACAUUUUUAAUUUUGAGAAUCUGAAAAUGAAACUUGAAUUCUGUAAAUUUAAAAAAUUGAGAACCUGAAAAUCAAAUUCCAAUUUUAAAAAAACUGGAAUAAUUUUUCGAAAUUUUCAAAAGCUCUGAAAAAUAUUCUUGAAAAAAAUUUGACCAGAAUUUCAUCUUAAAUCUUUAACUUGAUUCAUUCAUCAGUCCUACAAUUAAAUUUUUUAUUUUUCCACGAUCCGAAGAAAAAAUAUUAUUUUAGCUUCAAAUUCACAAGGUUCAAAUUUGAAUUUGAGAAAUUCUAGAAGUUCAAAAAAGUUUUGAAACUUCAGAACUCAGAAUUUCAGAAUUUCAGAAGAUCUUUUUUUUCUAGUCCUGAAAUUCUAAAUUUUGAAUCUCCCAAAUUUUUUUUUCCAAAAAUCCCAAAUUUUUCCAGGGUCAAAGAGAUCGGAUAACUCUCGACGCACAAGGAAGAUCAAUUUCACAGUGAGUUGUUUUUUCCAAUUUCCAAAAAAAAAUCAACAUAAUAAUAAUUUUCAAUGAAUUUUUGUGGCGCACGAAAAAAUAAAAAUAAAAUAAAAUAUUCCAAUUCAUAAAUAUGACUCAUAUAUGUUUUUUUCUUGCGACGUCCGAAAAUUUUCCAAAUUUUUUACGAUUUUUUGUAUUUUUGUGGGGAAAAUUUUGUAGAACGGCAACAAAAAUUUUCUCACUGUUUUUCAUUUUCCAAGUGUAAAAAUCAAUAAAAUGUCAUAAUUCGAUUAGGGUUUAUCUGAUGACGCAAAAAAUAAGUACACUAGAAAAUGAGAUUUUUAUUUAUGUAUUUAUUUAUUAGGUAGUUUUUGUAGGGCGCGGUUUGAACUAUUUUUUUCUAAGGUUCCCAAGGCUUUCCAAAAAAUUUUCCAAAAAAAUGAAACUUUUCUUGCUCUGCGGACCAAUCAAAGUCACCUGUCAAUUUUUAGAGAAACUUUUUUUUCGCCAAUGCAAACAUUUCUUUUUUUUUCUCCUCGAAAGUGUUCUGAAUGUUUUCAAGUAACAAAACUGGUUUUCUUAAAAUCGUACUGUCUGAAAAUUGAUUCAAUUUCUUUCUCGCAGCUGACCUUUUUCUUAUCUUUUUUGUUGAUUUUUUCGAAAAAUAAUAAUUGGAAAAAUAAUAAUGAGAAGUAAACAAAAAUGUUUUUAUUUAUGAUUUUUCCGUCACUAUCACUUUUUUUUGGUUUCGAUUGUGAAGGAGAAAAAACUAUUGGGAAAUUUUUGUGAUUAAAAUUUUUUUGGUGAUUUUUUAUAGGUUGACUAAGGCCCUAAGACCCUAAGAUUUAGGAAGAUUUCCUAAAUGUUCCCUUGAGCUCAGAACUCAAUCUUGGAAGUCUGAAAUUCAUUUUCGAAAUUUUGAAAGUUUGUUUCAGCGAUUUUUUCUGGAAAUUCUUGGCUGAUUUUCAUGUGAAUUUUCAGGCCCAAAAUAAUUUCGCAAAACUGUUCCAAAACCAAAAAUCAUACAAAAUGUCUUCUUUCGAAAUCGUUUUUCCUGUUUUCUUGAAACUGAUAAAAUCUAGAUACCUUCAUUCUCUUUUCCAAGAAAUUUGUCUUUCUUUCAAAAACUUUCUGUAACUGGAAAGUUUUUAAUUUCAUUUCAUUAAAUAAAAUACAGUACCCAAAUUUCGUCCAAUUUUAUGAUCGUAUUUACCUUUUUUGUUUUGUGAAGAUAAAAAUUUUUAACAAUCUUGUCAGUGAUCAUAAAAAACGUGUUUUGACUGAGACAACCUGGGGAAUCCCCCAAAAAUUUUUAUUUUCUCAAGUUUAUUGAAGUGCAAUACUACUGUAGAUUGCGCAACUAUAAAACUUUUUCCUGAAAAAUGAAAUUAGAAACAUUUUUUUUGUGAAACCUGAAAAAGGAACCCGGACCAAUUUUGCAGAGAUUUUUUUCCAUACAUUUUUUAUUUCUAAAGCUCGCUCCCUUUUUUUCCUAGGAACAAAUUGAUUUGUUCCUACAAAUUUUAUCGGCUAAAAUUAUAUUAUUUAUUGACUCUUCGUCUGUGCUAAAAAAAUGACAAAGUUACCACGUUUACCAAAUUCGUUCACCGAUUCGGAAAUUCAUCGAAAGAAAAGGUAAAAGUUCCCAGAAUUUCCUUCAGCUUUUUAAGGUCUCUUAAAGUUCCCUAACCUCCCUUAACGUUCACUGAUUCGGAAAUCAAAAAGGUAAAAGGGAAAGUUAAUUGGCGAAAAAAGAGAUUUCUCUCUCUCUCUUUCUAUUUUUCUCUUUUUAUACAUAUUAGAAGCACCCCCUUUUAUUUAUUAUUAUUAAUAUUAAUAAUAUAAUUUCAUUCUCAUUCUUAUUCUUAUUAAUAAUCCAUUAUGUUCGAUUUUACAUGCUAAUGUUUUCACUUCACUUUACAAAAAUCAUUUAGGCUUUGUGGAGAACUUUUGUAUUUUUUUGUUGGAAUUUCGGAUGACAUUUUUAAACUUAGAGAAUCACAGAAACCGUAAGGAGCCUUAACAAGUCUUGGGGAAUUUUAUUAAUCUCUGGGAACUUCAGAAAACCAUAGGCAAUUUUUGUCACUCAAAAAAGUCCUAGAUUUUUUCAACAAAAAAAAUAUCCACGUGACCUAGAAAAUUUCAAACGUGUAUUUUUUGCCAACAAAUAAAUUUUGGUCAUUUUGAGAUUUCUGAAAUUUGAAAAAUGACAACGUGGCAAGUUUUUUGGAAUUUCAAUAAUGAGGUAAGAUUUGUAAGGUUUCCUUAGCUAGAAAUUUAGUUAGGGGAACUCUGGGAACCUUAGGAGCCUUAAGAAGUUUAGGAGACCUAAGGAAUCUUAGGGAGCCUUAGGAACUUUUAUGAAUCUUUGGAAAAUUAAGGGAAUCUUUGGAAGCCUUGAAAACCUUUGAGAACCUUUUUAUGACUUUAAAAUUCUUUGAAAACAUGUUUUUGUCAACAUUCCCUCUGACUUGUCAAGAUUAAUUUUUCAAAUUCAUUUUUUUUUUCAAAAAUAAUAUUUGCCACGUCAUCACUUUUCUCAUUGACAGAAAAAGAAACUGCUAAAAUAAAAAAAAGAAAAAAAAUAUUCACGUGACCUAGAAAAUUUUUCACGUGGACUUUUUGCCAACAAAUUAAAAUAUUGGUCAUUUUGAGAUUUCUGAAAUUUAAAAAAUGAUAACCUGGCAGUUUUUCUUUUGGAAUUUUUGAAUGAGGUGAGAUUUGUAGGGUUUCUUUAGCUGGAAAUUUGGGUAGGGAAACUCUGGGAACCUUAGGAAACUUUAGGAAGUCCUAGGGAACUUUAGAAAACCUUAGAAAACCCCAGAACGUCUUAGGAAACCUUAGGAAGCCUUAGGCAUAUUACUGAAACUUUAGAAAACCUUAGGAAACCUUAGGGAGCCUAAGGUAUCUUUUUCCUGUGAAUAAAACCUUUCUCUUAUCAGAAAUACGUUUUUCUGACUUCAAAAUCAGUUUUCAGAAGUUUAUUUGCAAAAAUGAUCAAUUUUGGAAAAAAAUUGAACUGAACAUUUUUUUUCAUUGAAAAUUGUGCCAAAAUAAAUUGACGUGACCUAAAAUUGUUCAUUUUCUGAUUUUUGAGCCUCCAGAACUUCUAGGGCUUUAGCGCCAGCUAUACCUUCCGAUCCGAAUCAAAUCUCCAUUUUUUCCAGCGAGUGCCCAACAUCCACCACUCUAGUCCGUCAACUCUAUCUCCCCCAACUCCCACAAUCAGCAUCUUUCGCCGCUGCUCCAAGCUCAUCCUCAUCUUCAAUCGGCGGCGGUGCACUUCACCCAACAAACUCUCUUCCACCAUCACUUGCAUCAAGUCAACAUAAUUCAGCGAGUAGUUCGAGUUUGAUUUCACAAGCUGGUGGACAUCGAAACCCGGCGUUGAGUUCAUCGCAUACUUUGAGUCGAAGCUAUCAUCAACCAUCGUCGACAACAUCUUCGAGUACAAAUUUGUAUGGAAAUUCGAGUAUUGCACCGUCUUUAGGUUGGUUGGUUUUUGGGCUUUGGAGUUUGGGGUGAAAAAAAAAAUAUUUUUUUGACAUCAUUUUUUUGCGGACAAAAGGAUAAUCUUCUCAUGUUUUUUUGUAUCAUUUCACAAGUUUUGAUUUUUUUUCUAGAAAAAAAGCUAUUUUUUAUUAUGAGCAAACCAUUCUAGCCUGAGCAAUGUUAAAAUUGACUAACAUGAGCAAUUCUUUUUUGUAUUUUCACACUAAGUAAGUGUUGCAGUGAUUAACGCCCAGCCAAACUCGUCACCACUUCAUAAUAAUCACUAUCACCAACACCUUCAACAUCAUCACAGUCACCACCAACAUAAUCCGUAUCCGAUACAACAACAACACGCCAAUUCGUUUGAGCACGGUGAGUUGAUGAGCAUUUUGAGGGUGUUGGUGUGAAUUUUAAGAUUGUGUAGAUCAAAUUUUUUUGAAAUUACUGUAGAUGCUCUGUUUUUUUAAAAUCUGAUUUUGAGUUUUUAUUUUGGAUUCUGAAUUUUUCUUGUAGAAUCGACUGACUACUGUAGUUUGAUAUUAUGUACUUUUGGAAAUCCUCAAUAGAUUUUUUUUCAAAUGAUUACUGUAGAUCCUAAUGAUUCCGGACCUGAAUUUGAUUACUGUAGAUUUAGGUGUACUGUAGCCACGUGGUUUCUACAAAUUUAAGAGCUUAAAAUUGAGCAUACUGUAGAUUCGAAACAUUCCCAAAAUACAGUACUCCUUGAAAUGUCUACAAUACCCCAGAUUGUUUGUCGUGUACUUCUCUCGGACAAUGUACUUUUCACAUAUUUUUUUCAACAAAAAAACUAGAAGAAUUAGGUCCUUUAGUAUAACAUGAGCAAUGCGCUAAUUAUUCGUUUCAAAAACCUGUCUAAUAUGAGCAAUCUCCCCCCGGAAAUAUCUCAAAACUAUACAAAAAUUUGUGGAGAAAAAUGAUUUGGUGUGUCAGUCAGCUGAACAUGAAAAUAAAUAAAUAAAUAAAUAAAUAAAUACAGGCAGGCAGAGAGCGAAAAAAAAACUAAAAAUAAAAUAAACAAAAAAACUACGGGCCUUAGAUGAAUUCUGGACGCGCAUCAAAAAGAAACUGGAUCUUCUUCAGCUUCUUCUUUUUCUUGAUGUUGUAUAUUUUAUUUUAUUUUAGUUAGUUAGUUAGUUAGUAAUUUGAGAGUUGCUUGACAUUUUUCGCUCAACUUUUUUUUCUCAAUUUUAUUUAUUUUUUGUUGUGUUGAAAAGUUGAAAAGUCCGAGAGAAAAUUGAAUUUUUGAAUUUGCGCGCCACCUUUUUUUUGCCCCGCGCAGCUCUUUUUCUAUUCAUGCUCAGAGAUUGAGGGCAACUUUUUUUUAGUAAUCGAUUUUUGAAUUAUUCUCUUCUCACGCUCAUCUUUUUCAAUGAAUAGAAGUGGAUUAGAGGAAGAAGAAGAAGAAGAAGAUUUUUGCGGUCGACUUUUGAUUUUUUUUCUUUUUCGCGCAAGUUUGAGAAGAUUUUUGAGAAUUUCUCUAAAUGUAGUUUGGUCUGAAUUUCUUGGAAGAAGUUUCUGGAAUUUUUUUGGAUAUAGUUUGAUUUGUGAGAAAUGUGGGAAAAGCUUUGGAUUUUAUUUGAAAACUUUUUGGAUAAGAUUUUUCAUGUUCCUUUAAGUUUUGGUUACUGUAGUUUGAUUAUAGAGCUUUGGAAAAGGCUUUAAUAUUGUAUCUAGAAUUUUUUGGAUCAGAGUUUUUAUGUUCCUUUAAUUUUAGAAUACUGUAGCUUGCUCAAAGAGCACUAGAAAAGUUUAGAAUUUUUUCUGGAAUUUAUUUUUUUAUGUUCCUUUGAGUACUGUAUGUAUAAAAAAACCUCUGAAUUUUUCCUACAAUUUUGGUUGACUUUUGUCAUGUUCCUUUGAGUUUAGAGUACUGUAGAUAAACUUUUUUUAGGAGGUUCUUCUGAACUUUUCACUAGAUCAACUUCUUCUAACUGAAAGCUUCUAUGUACCUUUAAAUCUUGGUUACUGUAGUUCAGUUUAAUUUGAAGCUAAUACUUGGUUUUAGAGCUUCCAAAAAAUCUAGAAAUUUCGAUUCAUCUGCAGACCUUGAUCCUUUAAAUGUGAGAUACUGUAUCUCAAAAAAAUCUUCUUGUUCCAUUUUUCCUCAAAAUAUUGCUCCAGACAAAUCUGUUCCAAUGCUCUCGAAAUUCCCAUUAGUCUUGUCUUGUCUCAAAUAUCUCUCUUGACAAAAAAAUAAAUAAAAUAAAUUUGACUCGUCUGAAAAUCCGAGAUAAGUAUCAUCUUCAUUUCGUCUCUGCGUCUCUCUAUUAAAUGUUUCCUAACGAAUCCAAUUUCCUCUUUUUUUGCCUCCCUUUUUUAUCCGCAUUUUUUCACUUGACUUUGCUUUAUUUUUCCUAGAAAUGUAGAAAAGUAUAAUAUGAGUCAUGAAUUGAAAUUUUGUUGCUUUGCCCGUUUUUAAUAAUGUUUAUUUUAUUGAAUUGAAUGGAAAAAAGGAUUGAUUUCACUUUUUAAUAAAACUAAUAAUAACACAUUGAAAAUCGAUCAAAUAUGUAGAUUUUGAUUUAAAUGCUAAUUUAUUUUGUGUUGACCAAUGGUUAGCCAAAAAACAUUGUUUUUUAGGUUCUUGAGAGUUUUGAAAGUUUUCUGAAAUUUUCUAAAGUUCCCUUAACUUUUCUAAUGUUUCCUAACGUUUUUGAACAUUCUUAAAAAUCCAGUUGAUUUCAACAUCCCUAGUUCCAACUCCUAUAGAAUCCAGAAUUUUCAUAUCUAAACUGAAAUUCUGAAGCAUUUUCUGAUGCCAAAAAAUCCUAAAUCUAGAAUUUUCUAGAAAUAUCUUUUUUCCAAAAAAUUGAGAGGUUUCUAGAAUUUUUUGGAUUUUCAUUUUUAAAAUUUUAAUCUCAAAUUUUGAAUUAAAUUUUGAUCCACGAAAUUUUUUUUAGAAUAUUCCGAAACCUUUUCCGAAAAUUUUCGAUAACCAAAUGAUACUUAUGUAUGUAUAUAUUUAUUUAGUGUAUCUAUAUUCAAUAAUAAUAAUACUAUGAAAAUAAAUAUAUACAUACAUAAAGUGCCUAUACAUUUUCUUAUUCUUUCUUCUUCUUCUUCUGAGCUUCAUCUUUUUUGAAACUUUUUCUCUUUUUUUCUUUUUCAUCUCCUCGAUUUCAAUUGUUGUUUGUUUUUGCAUAAUAAAUACAGCCCAGAGACUCGUGAAAAAUUUUCGUUUCUCUCUUGCUCGUAUGUAUUUCGUAUCUCUUUGUAUUAUUUAUAUUUUUUCUGAUUUUUUCACACUUUUUCAAAAGCUCAAAGAUUUUGGAAGAAUUUUGAGGCUUCUGGAAUUCUGAAGAAUGAUUUUAGGAAACCUUUCAGUUUUCUAGGAACUUCUAAGCCUGAGAAUGUUGUUGUGGUUCAAAAUUUUCAAGUUAGAGACGCUAGACAACCAGAGAGGUUAGAGACGCAGAGAAUACCGAAGUUUAUUUUGUUUACAAAAAAAAAUUGAGAAGUACUUUUUUCUGAACGUGAAACAUCUAGUUCCAAUACGAUUUUGAAAAUUUGAAAUUCAAAUUUUCUGCCAUCAUUUUUUGACUGGUCACUUUAUGAAACUAGAAAAUUCCAAAAAAAAUUGGAUCAUUUUUGUUUUGUUUGGUCGAUUCUACUAGUUUUCCAUAUGUGAUCGGUCAAUUUUUCUUGAGCGAAAUUUUUUUGAGAAAUUUUUCUGGCAUCUUUCCAACCAAAAUCAAUUAUCAAACAGGAACCUCGAGACAUUUUAUCAAUUUUCAAUUUAUUUUUUUUUGCCGGAAGGAAAUCCCAAUCGGAAAUUUUAUCCUCCACUGCAAAAGCUGAUUUUCAGCCUGCAUCCUAACUUUUCUGCUUCUGAAAACCAAAAAUAAUGUUGUGUUUUUUGAAACAACAAAUAAUCGAAUAAUAGCGAAAGUAAUUUUGUGUUGUGUCUAUUUUUUUUGGAAUGGUAAGUAAAUAAUACCAGUUUUUUGGUCUCUUGUCUGUUUUUUUUAUUUUAUACCAGUAGAAAAAUCUAUAUUUUUGGAUAGUUUAUUGAUUAGUUUGGAAGAACUCAAAUUUUGAGACUUUUUGCACUUUCAAUUUAAUUUGAGAAAAAAUAACAAAAAGUGCACUCGGCUUCUUCUUAUUGACAUUUUCAAUUUUCGCUCAAAAAGUACACCUUUUUUCGCAUGCUUCACCUAACUCAUUGUCUUUUUUCUGGAUUUGCCAGAAACCUUUCCAUCCCUAGAUUUUGAGCCAAAACAAAAAUCAGUUGGCUGUUCGAUUUUUUUUCGCGCACCCUAAAGGCAGUUGUCAUAGUGAUGACUUUAGGCUUCUCUAAAAUCCUUCAUUCAGAAAAAAACACAUACACAGAUAUUUUUUUGCUUUAUCUUUAACUUGUGUUAUUUUUUAUGGGCUGGAAUUUUUGAAUUUCGAAAAUUUGGAGCGGAAAAGAGAAUCUGAAGUUUUAGCUCUCAGAAUUUUCAGAAAAACAUUUUUUGAUCGAAAGUUUGACUAAGGUAUCCAGAUAACUUUUUGAAAAAUUUAAGAUCCCAUUUUUUUCAACCAAAAAUCUCGAGCUUCUCAAAAAUCAUGCCCAAUAUAUUUUCCAAGGCUUGAAUUUUUGUGUCAACAUUUUUUUCUCUCGUAUUUACAGUGCUUAUUUGUCUCGUUGUCGUCUAUGUAAAUACGCCGAAAAAUGACGAAAGCACUUUUUUGUAUUAGGAAAUGGAGGACAAUGUCCACGUACAUACGUGUACUUUGGAGUCUAGCAAAAAAGUUUGCCCGCCGCCAAAAAUUGAACUAAAGUGCGCGAGAACUUUAAAAGUUUUGGGGUAGACUAGAGAUUUUUUUGUCUGAUCGAUUUUUUGUUUUUGUUUUUGAGGGAUAAAUCACAUGUGUUUUUGUACGGUUCAUCGGAUUUUGGAACGAUUUUUUGUUUGUGAAAAUGUUUUCUAGCUCUGAAGUUCCAAAUUUCACAGUUCAUCCAAGUUAACUUAUUCUAACUCCAAUAUUUUUCAUAUCUCCUUCCAGACUGCAAAAAACGCGUGCCAAAAAUAUAUUGAAUAAAAAAUGAGACCAAGGUCCUACCUUAUGACCUGGAAAGUGCAAAAAUUCUAGAAAAUAUCAAAUUUCGCAGGAAUUUCUUACUCAUAGGAUGGAUAUCUAUAUAUUUUUGGGCUUUUUCAAAGUUUUCUAGGGGAUUUCAGAAUCUGAAGUUUUAGUUUUCUGAGAGUUUUCAAAAUUUCUGAGCUUCGGAAUUUUUGAAUCUUAAAUUUUAUUUCUGAAAGUUAGCAGAAAUGUUUAAAACAUCUAUUUUGUCUGAAAAAGUUCUUGAUGUGAAAAUUUCGGAAUCUGGAAGCUGAAGCUCACAAAAACCUUCAACUUUUAAAAUUCUCAUUGUUCUGAAUUUUCAGAAUUUUUUUUACCUCAUGAAAAUCCUAAUUGUCUAGGAGCCGCAACUAGAGAUCCCCUCUGACAAGGAGCCGCGCCUUGAGAGCCACGGUGGCUAGGUACAACGCCUUCAGAGUUUAGAUGUCAAGUAGCUGAUCCUACAGAACCUUGUUGCCUAUGUACCUCAACUAGAGAUUCCCUCUGACAAGGAGCCGAGCCUUGAGAACCUUACUGUCUAGGCUCGGUGCCUUGUGUUGUUUUUCCCUUCCCAGUCAAUUUUUUUUGUCCACCAACAAGUGGACGAAAAAAAAGAUUUCGAAACCAUUGACUGUGUUUUUUGCAUCAUCAUCAUCACAUGCAUUCGUCGCAUUUCCUAAUACGUCAAAAUCCCUGCGUCUCUCCAAAACCUAUUGUGCUCUGCGGAUAGUUUUCCGCGCGGCAACCGCUAGCGCGUCACACAACAAACAACAUAUUUGGUCAAACGUUCUGUUUGUUUUUCUUUCCGGUGUGUGCAGAGUUCCACCGCCUUUUUUGUGCUCUCUUCCUUGCUCCAGCCGUUUUUCCCAGGAGCUACGUAAUUUCCGCGCGUGGUUCCGCGCGCGCGAGCGGCAAAAAUCAAAUGAGUGUCCCGCCCUUAUCAUUUUAUCAUUUCUCAUGUGUUCUUCCCAUUUUCGGUAGCUUUUCUUUUUUUGUUUUUUUGCUGGAAAAAAAGAUUAGAAAGAGAUUAUUUUUUCUUUGAAAUAUCAUUUAUUAUUUUAUUAUAUUAACAUCAUAUUUUUAUCUCUAUGUGUAUUUUCAAAAUACAAUACCUUGGCCCAAUUAAUUAUAGCCUAAUUAAUUGUUUUUGCAGGACUACCCUACGAUUUUCCGAGUGCACAACAAGCUCAACAGCAACGUCGUCAGCAACUCGGCGGAUCGCAACAACAUUUAGCCAGUUACAAUAACUUGAAUCCGAGUACAAGUAUACUUCGAGGAGCUGCUCAACCGAUUGCUUCGUAUAGUUAUCAACAACCGGCUCCGCAUCGACAUCAACCACAGGUUUGUUGGGAGGUUUUGGGAUCUUGUAGGUUUUGUAGAAGUGGCUGAUCUUUCGGAUGAAUUUUUGUAGGGUCUUGUGAAGCUAGUAGGCGCAUUUUCUAGAUCUUCCAGGAAUUUUUGAACUUCUUUUGUAGAAGCUUCUGAUUUUUCUGAUACAUUUUUUUCAAAAUCUUCUAGGCCUAAAAAGUUUGAGCUUGAGUUUUCUAGAAUUUUCGGUUUUUUUUUGAUUACCAGAUGUUCUAGAAUUUUUGAAUUUUUUCUAGAAAUUUCUGAAGUUCUAGAAUCUUCAGACUUUUUUCUGAUUCCUACAAAAGGUCAAAAAAUUCUACAAAAACUAGUUCACUUAACAAAUUUGACAUCCUUGAUUUUUAGUUCAAUUUUUGAUUUUUAAAUCAAAAAUUCUCUUAAUUUUUUAAAACACUUGUUCCUUUAAACUUCUACCAUGUUCCUUCAAACUUCUACAGUACUCUAGCCUAGAUGUGUGAUUUACAGCUCAAUUUUAAGUCCAUCAAAAUCAUAUUUACUCUGGCAUUUCCAGUUUUUCUUUGCUAGAAAUGCAUAACCUGCAAUUUUCCAACCAAUUCUCUGAAUUUGAUUUUCCAGCCAAUAAUUAAUUUAGUUUUCCCUAGCCAAGUCCACUCUCAAAAAACCAAAAAUCAUGAUUGGCUUCUGAAAAUAAUAAAUCUAGAUUCUAGAAAAAACAUAAUAAAUCCAAUUAUCACCGCUCAGACACAUAGACUUUGAACAUUUUUAUUCAAUUUCUGAAAUGAGUUUCCCACAUUUUCUAGAAAUAUCCAUGGAUCAUCCAUUUUUAAUCUGUGAAAUUCUUAUCGCUAGUCUGUUUUUCUUUUACACUUUUAUCCUUCAAACCCCGCAAAAGUCAAUUAAAUUUGUCUUUUUUUCGCGAUUUUUAAAACCCUCUAUAAAACCCAGGGGCAUCCCUUUAGUACUUGAUAAAAAAAAACACCAACAGAUUUUAAUUGUUUCGGACACUGAUUUUUUACAAGGUUUUAUUAUAGUUCAGAUCGUAAAAUGGGUGGAAGAGAAUAAAAUAGAAUGAAGUUCAUAGAACUUUCAGAUUCAGUUCUUUGAAUUUCAGGGUGUAGAUUUGAAACCUAGACAUUAGGCUUCGGGUUUCAGGCCUGAAAUCUGGCUCUAGACUUUCCUUGAGAUUUAGGCUUCAGAUCUGAUGUCUAGGAUUUUUGUUUAGCUUUCAACUUUAGGCCUGAAAUCUAGGCUUUCCCGAAGCUUGAGGCUUCAGACGUGAAACUUAAAAAUUUAGACCAGACCCCUGUUUUUCCCAUUAACAAAUUUCAGCUUCAUUAAUUUUUCUCUCUGAAAAUUUCCAGCCACCCCCUCAAAUUUCCUUCCUUCCUUCCUGAUAUUGACACGAAGUAGAACAAGACAAAUGUGUUUAUAUUGGAUUAGAAAAUUAAUUUUUUUGCCCCUCUUUUCAUAGAACGUCUAGCGGAUUAUUAAUUGAACAUGAUGUAUUUACUUGUUUGCGCAAAAGUGCAAAGAUUUAAUUGUUUUUCUUCGAGGUUUUUCUCACGCCGUGAAAUAUUGACGUGGGAUUUAUUUGGGAAAAGGGGAAUAUAAUUGGAUAUUGUUAGGUUGUUUUUGAAAUUUGGUUGCUGGGAAAAUUUUCUUGUUUUGUAGAAUUUUGGAAGCGGCUCUUUAAGUCAAAAAAAUAUAUAUAAUCAGGUUUUUAGGCCCCCAUUCCAGUUCUCAAAUUUCAGUGAAAUCAGAGUACAUAAACUUUCUCUCCCCUUUUUGAAAUCAAAAAUCUCUCUUUUUAAGAAAAAUAUGUUUUUUUUUUCUGGAAUUUUUGAUUUACCAGGUGCAAAUUUCUCGCAUUCUCAUCUCUCUCUCUCUUAAAAAUUUUUAUCAUCAAAAAAAUCACGUACCAAUAUUUCAGUUCUACCCAUCUUCGCGCACCACAUUCGAUCAACAUCACAACACCAAUCUGCCAGCCAAUCAAGUCGCACCACUGCUUCGCGCCUCCAAAACGAUGAUUGACGUUUUGGCACCGGUUCGCGAUACACAAGUCGCUUCAGCGCAGACUGGAUCGGCGAAUGGCACGACGUCGGCGAAUUUGCCGACACCUGCAACGAGUUCGGUUUCGAAUGGUUAG
Messenger RNA from Caenorhabditis angaria, 12630 nucleotides. NCBI's taxonomy places the organism in Eukaryota, Metazoa, Nematoda, Chromadorea, Rhabditida, Rhabditidae. The record is from the annotation of a GenBank genome assembly.